AUGCGUUACAGGAACUGGGAUGUGCUCCUCUUCCCAGCAGGCUCCAAAACACCUAUCCAAGAGUUCAAGACACAAUGCUUCGUGACCAAGGACCGAGACUCGCCCUAUCUACACAAUCCUGUCUACUUUGGUCCGCACGCACACCAACCCGACCCCAGUCAUUUCAAUCAAUUGCCAGUCCUCACAACAUUCAUCCCAAGCCAGCCUAGAGACAGCCCCUUCCAGGUAUCCAUUCACAGCUGGGACAGACCACGCCCCAGUGUCCAGAUCGAAUCUAGCAUGGAGCCCGAGGAUGUUCCGCUCUUUGAAGCACGGGUAUUUGUUGACGGAGCAUUUGUUGCUGGCAGCAUCUAUGGACAGAGGACCAGAUGGCCGCAGAUCAUGGACUUGGGUUCCAAUAUCGACCGAGAUGGAAACCAGGACACCCUCCGCUUCCCUCCUUUCCAUUCCGAGGUACUUCAACAAAAGCAUUGGGACGCAGGAGACUCCCAGGGUCGAAUCAAAAUUAUCAUUGCUGAAGGAUUUUCUCGCCCAAACCGUAAUCCUCCGUUCGAACGGUUCAGACAUGUCAUUGCUUUCUCUUUCCAGCAUGCACCUCUAGAUAUCUUGGAGUUCUCGGAGAUUGCUUGGCCCAACCCAAGCAUGUGGAUUAUAGUACCAAAUGCAGCCCGGUACGGAUCAGCUACGAGAUACAACGCCACCAAGGGACUUGAAGAUGGCGCCCAUGGGCAUUCGCCAGGCAAGCCUGACAGACCUGAUGAUGCCAUCACAGGCAACACGAGCAGCAAGUCAAGCAACAACACUUACAGUGGCAGUACCCCAUCUACCUACAAUGCUUGGACCCCUCACCGUGGCUUUCCCAUCCCUUCCACUCAGUGGAAUGGCUACUCUCAAGGACCUCGGUGGGACCCGCAGGAUACAUACAUCGUUGAACCUGGCAUAGACGCUUUUGUUGAUGAUACAGCAUGGCGUCAGCGAGGUGCCCGUUCCUCCCGGGAGGAUGUCCCCAUGCCAGACUACAGUUCUGCCGGUUCAACCAGCAGCCGGCCCAUCUCCAGCAUGUCUGGGCUCAGCUACGAGCAUAGCAAGCAGCCUAGCAUCAACUCUUGUCUGGACGAUGAACAAUACAAUGAGUUGAUCCAAGCUCUCACUCCAACCAAGGCGCCUUCAAUGGGUACGCGCGCACCUUCGAACACCCCCUCUACUGCAACGGCAUCGAUGGCUCCUCCAAAACCUUCUGCUGCCGCUGAAGCUCGAUCUGCAGGCUACAAAACUCGGAGUCGGCGUACAUCUGCACUCAAGGAGAUAUCUCAAACGAGUACCCGUGAGGCUUCCGGCUCAAGUGAGCCCAAGAAUUCAUCUCCAAAGGUCGGAGCAAGUCCCAGUGAAAAGAUUAGAGGCAAAAAGGAAACCCAGAAAGAUGGCCCCACGGAGACUCCGAAGGCACAAUCGAAGGGCAAGCGGAGCAUGAAGGAAAAUAGCAAGGCUAAGGAUAUCGAUGCGAAUGAGAAUACUCCGGAUGAGAUCGAGUCGGUACUGUAG
Messenger RNA from Penicillium paradoxum, 1542 nucleotides. RefSeq lists its product as uncharacterized. The transcript has a single exon. The record is from RefSeq and is a predicted model, not a curated record. Lineage: Eukaryota; Fungi; Ascomycota; Eurotiomycetes; Eurotiales; Aspergillaceae. Bases 1 to 1542 code for a protein of 513 amino acids.